Messenger RNA from Budorcas taxicolor (takin), 1766 nucleotides. RefSeq names its product guanosine monophosphate reductase 2 (gene GMPR2). Gene Ontology annotation, biological process: nucleotide metabolic process. Gene Ontology annotation, molecular function: GMP reductase activity. The coding region runs from base 207 to 1343 and encodes 378 amino acids. The record is from RefSeq and is a predicted model, not a curated record. The transcript has 9 exons. Lineage: Eukaryota; Metazoa; Chordata; Mammalia; Artiodactyla; Bovidae. Gene Ontology annotation, cellular component: GMP reductase complex.
GACGGCAUCCUCAAUGUGUGAACUGUUACCCAGAAGGCCUUGCACGGCUGCCACCGAAGCCGGAAUUCCUUGGUUGCUAGUGCUCUGCGGCAAAUUAGCCCAACCUGUUAUCCCACAAGGCUCAGCGGGGCUGCGCGAGGCUGUGGUUAAGCGAGAGAAGCGUUGGUCAACUGCCACCCGGAUCACGAAGACAGGAAGUCCCUGCCAUGCCUCACAUCGACAACGACGUCAAACUGGAUUUCAAAGAUGUCCUGUUGAGGCCCAAACGCAGUACCCUUAAGUCUCGAAGUGAGGUGGAUCUCACAAGAUCCUUUGCAUUUCGGAACUCAAAGCAGAUGUACACUGGGAUCCCCAUUAUUGCUGCCAAUAUGGAUACUGUGGGCACCUUUGAGAUGGCCAAGGUUCUCUGUAAGUUCUCCCUCUUCACUGCUGUCCAUAAACACUACAGCCUCGAGCAGUGGAAAGAGUUUGCUAGCCAGAAUCCUGACUGUCUUGAGCAUCUGGCUGCCAGCUCAGGCACAGGCUCUUCAGACUUUGAGCAGCUGGAACAGAUCCUGAACGCUAUUCCCCAGGUGAAGUAUGUAUGCCUGGACGUGGCCAAUGGCUACUCUGAACACUUUGUUGAAUUUGUGAAGGAUGUGCGGAAGCGCUUCCCUGAACACACCAUCAUGGCAGGGAAUGUGGUAACAGGAGAAAUGGUGGAAGAGCUGAUCCUCUCUGGGGCUGACAUCAUCAAAGUGGGAAUUGGACCAGGUAAGCUGGUUCACUGGGGGCACUGGUCACCUCUCCAGUGGCCGACACCUGUGGAGGACUUCAUCCUCAUUCUUGUCACAUUCUUCUCAGGCUCCGUGUGUACCACCCGGAAGAAAACCGGAGUCGGGUAUCCACAGCUAAGUGCAGUGAUGGAGUGUGCAGAUGCUGCUCAUGGCCUCAAAGGCCACAUCAUUUCCGAUGGAGGCUGCAGCUGUCCUGGGGAUGUGGCCAAGGCUUUCGGGGCAGGGGCUGACUUCGUGAUGCUGGGCGGCAUGCUGGCUGGGCACAGUGAGUCAGGUGGUGAGCUCAUCGAGAGGAAUGGCAGGAAGUACAAGCUCUUCUACGGCAUGAGUUCCGAAAUGGCCAUGAAGAAGUAUGCCGGGGGUGUGGCUGAGUACAGGGCCUCAGAAGGAAAGACAGUGGAGGUGCCCUUUAAAGGGGAUGUGGAACAUACCAUCCGAGACAUUCUUGGAGGCAUCCGUUCCACCUGCACUUACGUGGGAGCAGCUAAGCUGAAGGAGCUGAGCCGGAGAACUACCUUCAUCCGUGUCACCCAGCAGGUGAAUCCGAUCUUCAGUGACGAGAGCUAGACCUGAGCAGUUCUGCCCUCCCAGGGCUCUAGCAUCUACGACAGGGCUCCCACAUGGGCCCCUCUCUCAUUCAGCUACUGAGGCUAUUACUUGGUCACUUCCUAUCCUCCUGACAGCUCCUGCAGUAAUUCUGUACUUCUCUAUCUGCACAUGCAAAAUGCCGAGGGCACUCAAUGGGGAGGAAGCAAGGCAGGCAGGCUGAGAAAAGGAAGUUGAGAGAAUCAAGUGGGAAUCUGGGGACCCAGCAUUCUGAAGAUGAUUAAAAAGAAGAGAGGCUGAUUCAUACAUAAAUGUUUUAUGUGGCCUUGGUUCUGGUAGAGGUAGGCUUUUAGAAUCAUGUUAUGUUAAUCAGAUUCAUUAAAUAGACCUUUGAAUAUCUAUAAAGCGUGGAAGUAUUUACAUACUUUAAAUACCUCAAUAAAG